Molecule: messenger RNA, 651 nt
Organism: Cooperia oncophora
Lineage: Eukaryota; Metazoa; Nematoda; Chromadorea; Rhabditida; Trichostrongylidae
Source: the annotation of a GenBank genome assembly
AUGGUGGACACAAUCUUUUCGGACGUCGCGCAGCCGGACCAAGCUCGUAUUGUUGCCUUGAAUGCUCAUAACUUUUUGAAGAAUGGUGGACAUGCAGUGAUCUCAAUUAAAGCCAACUGUAUUGACAGUACCGCAGAACCGGAAGCAGUAUUUGCUGGUGAAGUCAACAAGUUGAAGGAGGAGAAGUUUAAACCGAGAGAGCAGGGUAUAAUGACAAGGCAAGAGGCUAUCCAAGCUGUGCAGACGUUUGGCCGCAAGAAGACUGCCACCGCAAUUGCUCAUUGCAAAAAGGGACGAGGUCUCGUCAAGGUCAAUGGCCGCCCACUCGAACACCUGGAACCCCAAAUCCUCCGCAUGAAGCUGCAGGAGCCUCUUCUUGUUGUGGGAAAGGAGCGCUUCCAAGAUGUUGAUAUCAGAAUCCGAGUCAGCGGUGGAGGUCAUGUUGCACAGAUCUAUGCAGUACGACAAGCCUUGGCUAAAGCUUUGGUAGCAUAUUAUCACAAGUAUGUCGAUGAGCAGAGCAAGAAAGAAUUAAAGGAUCAAUUUUUCGCAUACGAUAAGUCACUUCUUGUUGCCGAUCCUCGUCGCACUGAAGCCAAGAAAUUCGGAGGACCAGGAGCUCGCGCUCGUUACCAGAAAUCCUACCGUUAA